Molecule: messenger RNA, 481 nt
Organism: Staurois parvus
Lineage: Eukaryota; Metazoa; Chordata; Amphibia; Anura; Ranidae
Source: the annotation of a GenBank genome assembly
AUGGGCCCCUGUACCGCCUCCUCAUGCUGCUGCCAGGCCCCUAAUCUGCCAUGGGCCCCUGUACCGCCUCCUCAUGCUGCUGCCAGGCCCCUAAUCUGCCAUGGGCCCCUAUACCGCCUCCUCAUGCUGCUGCCAGGUCCAGAGUCUCUCAUGGGUCCCUGUACGGCCUCCCAUUGCUGCUGUCUCCAUCGCCACACUCUGCCAUGUGCCACUUUCAGGUCUCCUCACACUGCUGGUGUGUUCCAUUUUUUGUCAUAGGGUGCUGGCAGAUUACGGGCCUCCCAUAGCUGCUGCCAGGCCCCUAAUCUGCCAUGGGCCCCUGUACCGCCUCCUCAUGCUGCUGCCAGGUCCAGAGUCUCUCAUGGGUCCCUGUACGGCCUCCCAUUGCUGCUGUCUCCAUCCAUCGCCACACUCUGCCAUGUGCCACUUUCAGGUCUCCUCACACUGCUGGUGUGUUCAUUUUUUUUGUCAUAGGGUGCUG